AUGGCUGAGAAGAACACACACAUCAUCGACCCGGAAGGAGACCUAAUACUCUUCCAUAUAAUGGAUGGAGAAGAGCAUCGGAUCCGAGUAUCGACCAAGCACCUGAUCCGAGCAUCGCCUUUCUUUGCGAGAGUCUGCCCCGGGAGAGAACAAGAGAGCACCGUACCUUCGUGCAGCAGAGAGUGCCUGCCCGACUUCGAGGGGCUGAAGCUCGAAUCUGUGCUCAUACUGAUGCGAAUCAUACACGGCCAAGCGUCUGUGCUGCCUGAAGUAAUCGAUUUCUCGACACUUGUCGAUCUGGCGGUGCUGGCGGACCGCUGCCAGUGUGCACCCCUCGCCCGGUACUUCGCCCUACAGUGGGUCGACAACCUCACCACCGCAACGGAGCGCCCCUCCGAGUACGGCAAGGAAGUGAUGGAGUGGAUAUAUGUGGCGUGGGUGUGGAACCUGAGCAAGGAGUUCGAGGCAAACACUCUUGUGGCCGUCGAGACAAGCUCUGAGAUGGUGCACUCGCACGAUCUCCCCUUGCCCGGGAGGGUUAUCGAAAGAAUCAAGAGGAACCGAGAGAAGGCCAUUGCGAAAGCCCUAGCCAAGUUGAAAAGAGCAGAAAGAAAGUUUUUGAACGGCACUGGCGAGUGUUUUUCUCGCUUCAGUUCCAUCAUGUUGGGGUACCUUCAGAGGAAUCUUUACGAUGCCGGCAUCAAAGACCCAGUCUGGCCGAAGGCUCCAUAUGUCGGCGAAUCGUAUCAGAGGCUGGUCGAAGAAGUCGAGUCUUUCGUGAACCCCGAGGGUGAGGACGGAGAGUGUGACAACGACAAGUAUGACUUGCAUAGAUUUCUUAAUGUCCGCAAUGUUUCGGUGGGUCUGAAACUGGAGAACUUCACCCACAGCAGCUAUGUCAACUCUGAAUAA
Messenger RNA from Aspergillus uvarum CBS 121591, 912 nucleotides. RefSeq lists its product as uncharacterized. NCBI's taxonomy places the organism in Eukaryota, Fungi, Ascomycota, Eurotiomycetes, Eurotiales, Aspergillaceae. The record is from RefSeq and is a predicted model, not a curated record. The transcript has 2 exons. The coding region runs from base 1 to 912 and encodes 303 amino acids.